Messenger RNA from Triplophysa dalaica, 3664 nucleotides. RefSeq names its product zinc fingers and homeoboxes protein 1-like. Gene Ontology annotation, molecular function: DNA binding; DNA-binding transcription factor activity, RNA polymerase II-specific. Gene Ontology annotation, biological process: regulation of transcription by RNA polymerase II. The record is from RefSeq and is a predicted model, not a curated record. The transcript is spliced from 3 exons. Gene Ontology annotation, cellular component: nucleus. Bases 588 to 3062 code for a protein of 824 amino acids. Lineage: Eukaryota; Metazoa; Chordata; Actinopteri; Cypriniformes; Nemacheilidae.
CUCGGUCUAUACACGUUUUUUAAUGCCACAAGUUGAUAUAAAUAUGUGCAUAGGAGUACUGCUUAGUCCUACGUAAGUUUCGUUGCUCGUUAAUAACUCCAUUUAACGAUUUUAUCGCCGAUUUUACGUUACGGUGGGUGUCGCCGGGCGAUGACGUCACGACGUAUUCCACUGACAGCGGUUACGCCUGAUCAUUAAAAUCUGCCCUUAAGAAGAGCGCAGAUAAAUGUUGUUUAUUUUUGUCUGUUUGAGACCCAUAAAAACAGCCGUGCGGUCCACCCGCUUGAAUAUUAGAAGAGGAGAGUGCUCAGGGGCAGAUCGGCGUGGCAUCUGCCCGGUCCAGUCAGGGUUUUUCCCAGUCUACGUACGACGGGUCUUGGUCCAUCUCGCCCCCGUUCUUCGUGCAGCCCAACUGGUGGAUACUCGCACCCAGAGCUGCGAUUUGACCCUGAUACCCGUGGAUGGUGUCGAUCGGGCAACCGGCGGAUGUCGAAGUCAAAUCUCAUAAUGGAACCAACGUUUAGUAUGUAAAUCCAACAUCCUUGAAGUUUCAGAUCAUUCUUUCUGUUUUCACACUUACAAGCACAAUGUCAAGUAGAAGGAAGUCCACGACCCCCUGCAUGGUGCUUCCAUCAGAUGUCGUUGAGCAGGAUCCAGAUAUGGAGGCCCUGGAAGGAAAUGAUGGAGCUGAGAGUAUGGCAGACGCUCCUACGGAGGGAGCAGUAGUUCCCAUGGAAACAGAGACAGAAUACGAAGGAUGCCAUUUCUCCGACGAGGACUGUCGCUCUUCAGGAAAACGCUCAGGUCAAACGUCACUAGAUCAGCCUGUCUCUGAUCUGACCGCUGAGGGUGGUUUUGUGCAGACAGAGAUGGAAGACAGCGACGAUACCUCAGUUACUGGCAUCUCUCUCAGCAAGACUCCCAUAAUGAAACUGAAAAGCAAGUCUGAACCCAAGAGAAUAGCCAUGUCUCUUAAAGGCACUAGUGAAAGUGAAACAGUGCCUGAAAGCGAGUUGGAACUUGAGCCGUUGGAAGCGUCGGUGAUGUGUUCCUCCAUGGCAGCAGAGUUGAUGAGCCCAUUGCUCACAGAGUCUGUGAAACCCAGUGUUCUUGUCAAUAUUUCAAAUCCUGUGGUAGCCGAACAGAAGAAAAUGAUUAUGAACCCUGCCACGGUCCUUCCCGCUGGCCUGGCACAGGUGCUUUCUGCCUUGCAGGCCCAGCAGACCGCCCAGGCCCAACUCCUCAUACCAGUUAGCAGCAUUCCCACCUACAAUGCUGCCAUGGACAGCAACGUGCUCCUCAUCAACACCUACAAGAAGUUCCCGUACCCCUCACUGUCCGAGAUCAUGGGACUCGCUGCCCAGACCAAGUUCACAGAGGAGCAGAUCAAGAUCUGGUUUUCUGCCCAGCGUUUGAAGCACGGCGUCAGCUGGACUCCAGAGGAGGUCGAGGAAGCCCGCAGGAAGCAGUUCAACGGCACGGUUCACACCAUGCCCCAGACUAUCACGGUCAUCCCAGCCCAUCAUCUGUCUACCACCAACGGCCUGCAGUCUAUUCUUCAGACCUGCCAGAUCGUGGGUCAACCAGGUUUGGUUUUCACGCAGGUUGGCACAGCAAACAGCCUCCCGGUCACCACGCCAAUAACCUUGACUGUAGCAGGGAUGCCCAAUCAGAGUCAGACACCCAAGAUGGCUACCAACCAGGCGAGUCCCGCCCUUAGUGAAACAAAGAGAGCGACCACCGUUCAGCCCCCGUCGCUGACCCCUCAAGAGAACUCGGCUCUCAGUGCCGACCAUUUUGGCCUGCGCCCUAAAAAAUCCAAGGAACAGCUGGCGGAAUUGAAAGUGAGCUAUUUGAAGAAUCAGUUUGCAUCCGAUGCGGAGAUAGCUAGGCUAAUGAAGCUAACUAACCUCACCAAAGGAGAGAUUAAAAAGUGGUUCAGCGACACCAGAUACAACCAGCGCAACUCUAAGAACAGCCAUGCCUUCAUUUCAAGUGAUCAUCCCAGGAGCAAUAGCAGUGCCACCAUCGUCAUCGAUUCCAGCGACGAAACGCCACAAUCCCCGACGCCGUCGCCCGUCAAGGAGAAGGAAACGCGGGCUAAGACCUGGAACACGUUCCCAGAUUUCACUCUGCAGAAGUUUAAAGAAAAGACCCCAGAACAGUUGGUGGUCUUAGAGGAAAGCUUUCAGAAAAGUGACACGCCGAGUGAUGAAGAGCUAAGCAGACUACGAGCUGAGACCAAGCUUACCAGACGAGAGAUUGACGCUUGGUUCACAGAAAAGAGAAAGAGCCCAGCGGCCGAUUCCUCGGAGGGAAAAGCAGAUGGUGAAACAGUCCAGAAAAAAGGCAGCCAGACUCCACCAGGAGGGAAAAGAUUGUGCAAAGAGAAGGUUAGUAAGAAAACCCCAGAGCAGCUUCAUGUUCUAAAAACUGCUUUCGUUCGCACCCAAUGGCCGUCCGCUGAGGAAUAUGACCAGCUGGCCGAGGAGAGCGGGCUGCCUCGCUCCUACAUAGUCAACUGGUUUGGCGACACACGCUACGCCUGGAAGAACGGCAACUUGAAGUGGUAUUUCUACUAUCAGAGCGGAAACGUGAAUGGCAACAAGAAUAGAAAACGGAGGAUUCGAAAUCGUGGCUGGGGGAGGUCCCGUAGUAGAAAACAGAAGAAGCACACAGAAACUGAGAAGUUGUUACCCAUCAGGUUCAAGUCGGGAAGAGAUAUUCUGAAGGAAUAUUACUUAAAGCACAAAUUCUUGAACGAACAGGACUUGGAUGAGCUUGUUGCCAAGUCUAACAUGAGCUACGAGCAGGUGAGAGAGUGGUUUGCAGAGAUUCUUCGAAAGGAGGAAAUGGGUACCGACCCGUUUGAAGAUAAAAUAGGAAAUGAAGAGGACGAAGACGAGUCACAGGGUGAGAAUGACACUGCUGUUGAGGAGCAAGGACCUUCUGCCAUGGGAGAUGAAGAUGGCGAUGAUGAUGAUGAUGACACGGAUGACAGUGACUCCUGGGAGCCGCCACAAAGUGUUCGGAAAGCGUUGUCGGUAUCUGAGGAUCAGUAAUCUUGACUUGGAGCGAUGGUCCUUUCGAAUGGACCCUGACUUCGCAGCUUUCAUGAACACAUGCCCUCUUCCACUGCAUUCGUUCUGCCUAGAUUUGACGUAGUUUAUGGUUUGAUGCUUGUUUUCAUGUGGAGAACCAUCUUUGGUUCAAUUCUGCAGCAGCCCUCGAAUCGUCAAGAAACCAAUUGAGCUUUUCUUUACCAGAAUUGAUCUGCACCUUUAACCGUGUACGUGCAAAGACAUCCUAUUCAAAGCCUUCAUCUUCGAUUGGAUAUGAAUUUUAGGGGGAUUUUUGUUAUUUGGAGUUAUUUGGAGAACCCUUAGUGCCAAAGGAAUCAAAUUGAAUGUUAUGGCUCUCUGCAAAAUAGCAAAUAUGCUUGAAUAUAUCAUCCAAAAAUUAAAAUCUGCUCAUUUAUUAAUUCUCACAUCAUUGUGGAACACAAAAGAGUGUAUUUUGAGAAAUGUCUCCGUGGUUUUUUGUUUAUACAGUGGAAGUCAAUGCGGGCAAAUGUUGUUUACCAACGAUCUUCAAAAAACCUUUUGCAUUCUGCAGAAGAAAGAAAGUGAAUGUGAUACGAGAGUGAAUAAAUGGCUGAACUAUC